Messenger RNA from Porites evermanni, 4826 nucleotides. The record is from the annotation of a GenBank genome assembly. NCBI's taxonomy places the organism in Eukaryota, Metazoa, Cnidaria, Anthozoa, Scleractinia, Poritidae.
AUGACAUCGAGAAGCAAAUUAAAAACAAUAAUUCUUCAACAUUCGUGUAUUUUUUCUAGGCUUCCUCAAUUUCAAAUCCUGCCUGAUCAGUCUAAUUAGUUUCUUGCUGAACAUAUAAAUAAUAAUAAUGAUAAUAAUAACAAUAAUAAUUAUUAUUAUCCUUUAUAUCAAGCCGCAGUUCUUUCUCUCUCAUUGGUUCAAUGUCGUAUCGAAAAAUACGGUUACUUUAAAAUGAAGAUUAAUUUUCCCCCUAUCUUAUCUUUUUUUGUACUGAAUAAGACACAGACAUGCCUCGCUAAGCAGACUAGAAAGACCAAAGAGACUAAUGGCCUACUGUUCGUUCUUGGUGGAUUAUUCCCCAGAUUACUAUUUGUCCAGCUUUUAAACUUCACUUUAACACACUACCGAUACAUAAGACAACUGAUGAAAUUUCCCAAUAAUCAAUUGAAUUUUAGUUAAAAGUUGCAACUGAAUGAAAACAGAAUAUGACUUUUAUUGGGAUUUGUAUCACCUUGAGGAGCCGAUUACCAGUAAUCGGCUGCUGUCACCGAUCAAGACAAAAAUUUGGCACAGUUUUUUUUUUAAAUUUUGCAUAAAAAUGAGAUAGAAAAGCUAUUAUGUAACUUUUAUGUUGUUAAACUGAAUUCAGAAGUAACAAUAACUAUUAGAAAUCGAUAAAAUUAAAUCAAUAACUAUUACAUUGUUAAAACUUCGGCGAUCAUUAAUCAGCUGAAUUUGUUCAGAUUUUCAGGUGAUCUAGCGGAGCGGGGUUUCAAGUUCAAUGUUAAUGAAAAAAAAAGUCUUUACACUUACGCUUUUAAAACUUUAUAGCAAUUCCUCACUUUUAGUUGGUGGAACAGUGAAAAAUGUAACAACAGAUGAUUCUGUUGAAAGGAGCAAAGAAACAACUGGGUUGUCUUUGCUGCCUCAAAAGAACCAUACAGUCACAAUGAUAAACAGUCAAAAUAUUGGAACAGCGCUUAAAACCUAUGUUCAAAGCAAUCUUUUUGUUGAAUAUAAAACUGAAAAUUUUCAAAGUGUACACACAAAAGCAAUUGUCUAAAACGCUAUUUACUCAGCCUCAGUGUUUUAUACUGAAAUUUUCUCAACUAACAUUUAGCAAUUGCAUCAAAAAGAAGAACACAACAAUAAAAAAUUAGGUUUUUAUAUCAUAAUGACGGGAAACGAAAGUCGUCUAGGAGCAAUUUCGAGCAAAAGUUUAGGUUGUAGCAAGUUCGAAGAGAAGUUCAUAAAUUCAAAAUAACUUUGCAUUGUCCAAAUAUGACUUAUUAAGAAACUAUCUCAAAAGUGAUUACAGAAGAUCUAAUGAUUUGGGUUAAUUAACCCAGCAUCUCAGUUAAAGUGUGUAAAUUUAAUCUUAGCAAAUGUAUGCCUUUUGUUUGCACAGUGGAUCGUGGUGGUUAUUAGUGUUGACAGACCUGUCUAUAGAAAAUAAAAAAUUAAUCAAGGACUUGGAUGACUUUGCUUGUUCAGGCAAUCUGCAUUGACUCAUUUCCUAGGCAUAUAAGAAGCUGCAUGUGUUUCUGCAGACUAGAUACCUGGUUCACACAGCAUUAAGCUGGACACAAGUUCAUCAUGAAAGUUUCAGCGAUUUUCUGGGUCUUCUGUGCAACUCUCCUCGCCAGUUACGGGGAUGGUAAUUGUCCUUUUAAAACAAUAUAUUUUUUUUCAAUCAUUUGUCUAAAUAUUUAGUCUCUUAAAAGAGCAAUGGAAAGUAGCUGUGAUCGGGGUCAAACCCGUCAAAGAAGGCAAUCCGAUAAAAAACAAACUUUAAAAAUCGAUAAAGAUAGAAACUGAACAUAAAAGAAAGUAUGAUGACCGAAAAUACUUUCGAAUCGAAAAAGAAUCGUUCCAUUACUGAUGCAAUAUUCCUUUUCGUCUCAUUAGAACGUGAAUGUUUUGUUUCUUUCUUUUAAAACUAUUAUAACGGUAAUGAUAAAAUAUUACCUAUUUAUUUCUUAUAUACAUUUAGGUAUCCGGCAUGUACGAUGAAAGGAAUUUUAAUGUCGAAUUAUAUUUAAAAUUUGGAGAACUACUUCAUUUAAUAGCCUAAUUUAUCAUUGUACACAUGUACAGGACGGCGUUGUGGCUAUAAACCUAACGUACGAAUUGUAGGAGGUACGGAAGCGCCCCAAGGAGCUUGGCCGUGGCAAGCACAAUUGAGGGAUAUAUAUGCAAGCCGGGAUGAGCAGUACUGUGGAGGAACGUUGGUUGCUCCACAAUGGCUUGUCACUGCUGCACAUUGUGUGACCGAUAUGACGCCCUCAGACAUCAAAGUGAGGUAGAUGUACAUACGAGUAUUAUCGCGUAUUAAGAGAUUCAUUUUAGUUUAUUCAUUUCAGUUCUUUUUAUGCGAGCUCAUGAAUCGUGAUGUUUUUAUUUGUUAUCUGAUUUUUUAUCUAUUGUGUACAUUUAUCUAUUUUGUAGUUAGCGUCUAGUUUUAAUGUCAAUUUCUUGUGAUUAUUUUUACUUUUUAGUUUUAUGUAAUUUUUGUAAACAUCGCCUUUGAAUCUUGUAGAAAAGGCGCUAUAUAAAUGGAUUAUUAUUAUUAUUAUUAUUUAUUGUUUAUAGAUACAGCUAAUGCUCGAAUUAGCGCCAGGGGAGCGCGGUGUCGAAAAAAGGUUGCCGAUUGGGGACGUGGGAGCACUGACUUCGUUUUUCGGAGUUCGGAGCUUAAAAAAACAUUGUCUUUUUCCAAAUAAACUCAGGCUGUGGCAAAAGUAUAACGUAUCCUUAAAGCGAAACAAUUUUUUUAUGUGACCACCCUCAAAGUGCUGUUUCCUUUGAGGUCCUCUUUGUUCUGUAUUGAAAUGAUACUGAUCUACGUAUAUACUAUACAUUCAGUAUUUUUCCUUUCUAUGGUGACAGUUUGGGGUGGGGCACUUAUUUGAAGGAGGGAGCUUAUUUGGAGGUGCGCGCAAAAUCGAGAAUUUACAGGAAUAGACCUUUGGAGACCACAGGGUAGAUUGAUUAGUACGUUCUAGAAAAUUAUGUGCGAUGCGUUAGACUUUCGAUAAAACCGUAGAACAGUGUUUUAAAACUUUCUCACAAAGGAUUUAAAAUGUUUCCCAGCAAAAAGGUUCGUCAAUAGUCUUCAGUAAGACGAUACGUUUGAUGCCUAAUUUCAAACUUACAACAGGGCUAAAAAACCGAAGAGAACUAAGUUAUAAAAUAAAAUUAAAGUAUAUCUUUAGCUUAAUUUCUCUUCUUGAAUUUAAUUCUGUAGACUUGGAGCUCAUUUACGCAAUGGCUUUGUAGGAACGGAGCAGGAUUUUGAAGUGGCAAAAAUCAUAUCUCAUGACAGCCAUCACGUUCCUGUCGCAAAUGCUUAUGAUAUCGCCAUGGUAAAACUUAAGAGGCCCGCAAGAUUAGACAGAGCUGUUAAUCUGGCAUGUUUACCGCAGUCAGGAGGAAGAGUCAAAAAUCGGAAGAUGUGUUGGGUAACAGGUAUGCUUGAGGAAAAAAUAUUAAGGCUGGCUGAGGAGAGAUUAUUGUAAAAUCUGUCAGCGAAAUUAUUUUCGGCUUUGCCACAAGACUUCACAAAGGGCUUGGUUUCUUUUACUGAGUUUUGUACUCAAGCUCGUUUUAGAGUGUUGUAUACUAUAAAUUUAAAGUUUUUUUGGCUGUUAAGUUUUGUUGACGUUUGUAUAAUGGUACCCUUAUUAUACUAGGGUUCGGAAAGCUGUCAUCAGGUGGGCCAUACGCUACUGCCCUUAUGCAAGUCGAAGUUCCAAUUGUAUCAGAUAACAAAUGUGCUGCCAGUUAUGGUUCAGGCCUUCAUNGUACAUUCUAGAAAAUUAUGUGCGAUGCGUUAGACUUUCGAUAAAACCGUAGAACACUAUUUUAAAACUUUCUCACAAAGGAUUUAAAAUGUUUCCCAGCAAAAAAGGUUCGUCAAUAACCUUCAGUAAGACGAUACGUUUGAUGCCUAAUUUCAAACUUACAACAGGGCUAAAAAACCGAAGAGAAUUAAGUUAUAAAAUAAAAUUAAAAUAUAUCUUUAGCUUAAUUUCUCUUCUUGAAUUUAAUUCUGUAGACUUGGAGCUCAUUUACGCAAUGGCUUUGUAGGAACGGAGCAGGAUUUUGAAGUGGCAAAAAUCAUAUCUCAUGACAGCCAUCACGUUCCUGUCGCAAAUGCUUAUGAUAUCGCCAUGGUAAAACUUAAGAGGCCUGCAAGAUUAGACAGAGCUGUUAAUCUGGCAUGUUUACCGCAGUCAGGAGGAAGAGUCAAAAAUCGGAAGAUGUGUUGGGUAACAGGUAUGCUUGAGGAAAAGAAUAUUAAGGCUGGCUGGGGAGGGAUUAUUGUAAAAUCUGUCAGCGAAAUUAUUUUCGGCUUUGCCGCAAGACUUCACAAAGGGUUUGGUUUCUUUUACUGAGUUUUGUACUCAAGCUCGUUUUAGAGUAUUAUAUACUAUAAAUUUAGAGUUUUUUUGGCUGUUAAGUUUUUUUGACGUUUGUAUAAUGGCACCCUUAUUAUACUAGGUUUCGGAAAGCUGUCAUCAGGUGGGCCAUACGCUACUGCGCUUAUGCAAGUUGAAGUUCCAAUUGUAUCAGAUAACAAAUGUGCUGCUGGUUAUGGUUCAGACCUUCAUGAAUCCAUGAUUUGCGCUGGAUAUAAAGAGGGAGGAAAGGAUUCCUGCCAAGCAGAUUCAGGUGGACCACUUGUCUGUGAGAGAAAUGGACAGUUUGUUCUCGAGGGCGUGGUAUCGUGGGGUCACGGAUGUGCCUGGCCUAAGAAAUAUGGGGUCUACGCUAAUGUGCGCUUCUUAAAGCAAUGGAUUGAUGAUACUAUGAAAAAUAAUUAA